GUCCACAGAUGGCAGCAGUGGUCAGUGUUCAAGAGACCGCGGCACGAGGACUACACUAACAAGGACUUUUAUAGCUUUUAACUGUGAAUAGAUAUGAAGAUUGAAGAAGUAAAGAGUACGACCAAGACACAGCGAAUUAAUGCUCAUUCUCACGUGAAAGGUUUAGGGUUGAGAGAAGAUGGGACAGCGGAACCCUCAUCUGCAGGCCUGGUGGGUCAGGUCCAGGCCAGAGAGGCAGGAGGUUACUUAGUUGACCUGAUUCGCACAAAGAGAAUGUCUGGCCGAGCAGCCCUGUUUGCCGGACCUCCAGGAACUGGCAAAACUGCAAUUGCUCUUGCUCUUGCACAGGAACUUGGAAGCAAGGUGCCAUUCUGUCCAAUGGUUGGCUCGGAGGUAUACAGCUCAGAAGUCAAGAAGACGGAAGUAUUAAUGGAGAACUUUCGGCGUGCAAUUGGUCUUCGUAUUAAAGAAGUUAAGGAGGUUUAUGAAGGAGAAGUCACAGAACUCACACCGGUUGAGACUGAAAAUCCAAUGGGAGGAUACGGGAAAACUGUGAGUCAUGUUUUAAUUGGCUUGAGGACAGCCAAAGGAACAAAACAGUUAAAACUGGAUCCAAGUAUAUAUGAAACACUUCAGAAAGAGCGUGUAGAAGUUGGGGAUGUCAUCUAUGUUGAAGCCAAUUCUGGGGCAGUCAAGAGACAAGGACGUUCUGAUACUUAUGCGACAGAGUUUGAUCUAGAGGCAGAAGAGUAUGUUCCAUUACCUAAAGGCGAUGUACACAAGAAGAAGGAAGUGAUCCAGGAUGUGACUCUUCAUGACCUGGAUGUUGCCAAUUCCCAGCCACAGGGAGGUCAAGACAUACUCUCUAUGAUGUCACAGCUGAUGAAGCCAAAAAAGACAGAAAUAACAGAAAAGCUGCGGUUGGAAAUCAACAAAGUUGUGGAUAAAUACAUUGACCAAGGUAUAGCAGAGUUGGUACCAGGUGUGCUGUUUAUUGAUGAGGUGCACAUGUUGGACAUAGAGUGUUUCACAUUCCUUCAUCGUGCACUGGAAUCAAGAAUAGCACCCAUAGUUGUCUUUGCCACAAACAGAGGACGUUGUGUCAUCAAAGGCACAGGAGAUGUUGUAUCAGCACAUGGCAUUCCACGAGACUUACUAGAUCGCUUAAUUAUUGUACGUAUGCAACCAUAUGGCCAAGAUGAGGUAGCCCAGAUAAUCCGAAUUAGAGCGCAAACUGAAGGCGUUAAAAUUGAAAAUGAUGCCUUACAAGAACUUACUUCAAUUGCUAAAAGAGCAUCACUCAGAUAUUCUGUAAGGCUGUUGACACCAUCAAAUGUUGUGGCUCAGCAGAAUGGAAAUGAUUCUGUUACUGUUGAAGAUGUGAAAGAAGCCGCUGAUUUGUUUAUGGAUGCUAAAACAUCAGCAAAGAUGUUGGCAGAAAAUCCAGAAAAAUACAUGAAGUGAUUUGAGUAUAUCUGAGAACAUGGUCAAACAUUUAUUAAAGGUAACAUUGGCAAUGUAGAAGUACUGUACAUGAAGAUGAGUGGAUGCUGAUAUUGCAAGAUAUGCAUGUCAAAAAGUACCAUACUAUAUAUUUUGAUUGAAUUCAGCAAAAGUUUUACUGUAGUGAAUCUGAUAAAGAUUAGGAAGUUAAUUUGUCAAGCAUUGAUACUUUUCUUUAUGGUACCAGCAGACAGGGUAGGAGGAAGCAUUAGAGUAGUAUUCCCUGCACUUUAAGUGAUUAAUUUCCAAACCUUUAAACAUCUGCUUACGCUAUCUUCUAUUAUCCUAAGGUGGGAUAAAAGUAAAAUUAGACCUGAUCAUGGUGUUAUGAUUAACAUAGGUCUCAAAUGCCUAGUGUUACUCUUUUUGGCCUCAGUUGCUAUUCAAUUAGGAUAAAACUUGUAAUUAUUCAAUGAUGUCUUACAAUGGCGGUAUCAAGAAAAGUACUGUUAUUAGAUAUUCCAAAGCAAACAUUAUUUAAUAUUAUGGUCAGAGAGGUAAUGUAAUGGAUUUCACAUUAUUCUCAAACUAAUUUUGUAGGCAUGGUAAUUUUUUUUUAUUUUGUUGUGUGUUUCAGAUCUGACAUUGCUUUGGAGAUUGGAUGAGAAUAAAGUUAUAUUAGAAACCAAUAUUCGUUACUGAAAACUCAUUUCUUCACUGAGAAAAACAGGUGUGAAAAUACAGUACUGUAUCACAUUGUGGUACAGUACUCAGUACAAAAAGUUAUUGUAUCAUUAAUGUGAUUUAUUAUUAAAAACAUUUUACAUCAA
Molecule: messenger RNA, 2273 nt
Organism: Homarus americanus (American lobster)
Lineage: Eukaryota; Metazoa; Arthropoda; Malacostraca; Decapoda; Nephropidae
Gene: pont
Product: ruvB-like 1
Exons: 8
Coding region: 94-1464 (456 amino acids)
Biological process (GO): chromatin remodeling; box C/D snoRNP assembly; regulation of transcription by RNA polymerase II
Cellular component (GO): Swr1 complex; R2TP complex; Ino80 complex
Molecular function (GO): ATP binding; ATP hydrolysis activity; DNA helicase activity
Source: RefSeq, a predicted model, not a curated record